AUGAUCACCGGCAUCGCCCACGUCAAUCUGACCGUGACCGCGGGGAGUCUGGAUUACGCACGGCAGUUCUACGGCGAGACACUCGGUCUUCAAUCGGCGCCUGUGCCGCAACAUCGCGUCGGGUCAUUGGUCUGGUUCGACAUUGGCUCCAGUGGCCAGCAAAUCCACAUCUCGUGCGGGUCUACAGACCCGGAGUCCAAACGACACCCAUGCUUCCGACUGCCGAGCCGCGAGGAGUUGGAGACUUUGCAGAACAAGAUUUACGAGCACCAUCUCCGUGGUGGUCCGGCUGCGCCAAUGGCGGCUGAUAAGCCUGGGGAGGGCAGUUCUGUCUCGACGUCCGGUUCGACCGAGUAUCCGCGACGGUUUUUUGCGAGAGACUAUGCGGGUAAUUUGCUUGAGUUUACAUUGUAG
Messenger RNA from Penicillium diatomitis, 414 nucleotides. Its product is annotated as putative glyoxalase family protein. The record is from RefSeq and is a predicted model, not a curated record. NCBI's taxonomy places the organism in Eukaryota, Fungi, Ascomycota, Eurotiomycetes, Eurotiales, Aspergillaceae. Bases 1 to 414 code for a protein of 137 amino acids. The transcript has 3 exons.